AGUGAAGACUUGGCGUUGCCCCCCAGGGAGCUCUACCUCCGGGCCUGUCGUCUGACCGGAGCGUCGCCCGUCUCCUGCUUCCUCCAUCACUCGGGCAAGGGACCCCUCGCCCUCAACCACCGUGGGCUGGGGCCACAGGGGGCCAAGGCCCUGGCCAUCGCUCUAGUGAGCAACGUGGACAUCACUCACGUGGAGAUGGAAGACAACUCGCUGGGGGCGGCAGGGACACGCUACAUCACAGACCUGCUCAGAACAAACUCCUGCAUCCAGAGUCUGAACCUGUCCCACAAUGCUCUUGGGCCAGCAGGAGCCAGAAGCAUCUGCCGGAUGUUGAUGGAGAACAUCUCCUUGAAGUCUCUCCAACUCUCAGGAAACAAAUUCCUGACUCAGACGCAAAAUCCUUUGCUGAUGCUUUGGAGUGGAACAUUGUGCUGAGGGAGCUGGAUCUCAGUCACAACAGCUUCGGUGUGUGUGGAGGACAACUCCUGGGACAGAUGUUAGAGACCAACUCGGGCCUGGAGCUGCUCAACCUGAGCUGGAACCACCUGUGGCUGGGCGGGGCUGUGUCUGUGUGUGCGGCACUCAGGGGCAACACUGCCCUGAAGCACCUGGACCUGUCCUGGAACAGCCUGGGCCGGGGCGGGGCGGGGGCGCUGGGCGACGCGCUGAGGCACAACAGCAGCCUGCUGUGGCUGGACCUCCGGAGCAACCGGCUGGACGACGCGGCGCUGGCCCUGCUGGGCCCGGGCCUGGCCGCCAACACCAGCCUGCAGGGGCUCCGGCUCUCCCAGAACCCUCUGAGUGCCGACGGAGUCCUGGUGCUGCUAAGGACGGUGAGGAGCAACGCCCAGUCCGCCCUGGAGGACAUCGACCUCACGACCAUAUGGGUGAACCCGGCGUGUGUGGAGCUGCUGGCUAAAGCGGUCGGUGACGGGUCCCCUCUGAAGGCCCGCUACGGGGGGGUCCUGGGUUCCUAUAGCAACAGGAAGAGCAAGGAGACAUCCACCUCCCUCAAUGACCAGUCCACUCCGUGAGCUGCCGAGGAGCCUUCCUGGUGCCCUUGCAUGACGCGGAUCGACAACGCGGGGAAAACCCUUUGAAUAAAAAGCCUGACCGAG
Gadus morhua (Atlantic cod) is the source of this 1118-nucleotide messenger RNA. Its product is annotated as leucine-rich repeat-containing protein 74A. The transcript has 10 exons. Lineage: Eukaryota; Metazoa; Chordata; Actinopteri; Gadiformes; Gadidae. Gene Ontology annotation, molecular function: protein binding. Bases 495 to 1034 code for a protein of 179 amino acids. The record is from RefSeq and is a predicted model, not a curated record.